This is a messenger RNA of Odobenus rosmarus divergens (Pacific walrus), 2904 nucleotides long. RefSeq names its product piwi-like RNA-mediated gene silencing 3 (gene PIWIL3). Gene Ontology annotation, cellular component: P granule. Lineage: Eukaryota; Metazoa; Chordata; Mammalia; Carnivora; Odobenidae. The record is from RefSeq and is a predicted model, not a curated record. Gene Ontology annotation, biological process: regulatory ncRNA-mediated gene silencing. Gene Ontology annotation, molecular function: protein binding; piRNA binding.
AUGGCCGCGCGCGCUGCGAUCCCAGUCCGGGCGGCGGCGGUGCCUGCUCGCUGGCUCGGCUGCAGCAGCCGCGGCGGGGCGGGGCCGAGCGCCCGAGAGCCGCCACUGCGCGGCCUGGUGCGGGGCCGGAGGGUCCUCUGGGGCCGGACGCCCGCUCGGGUCCCCGAACGGCCAGCGCCCCGCCCUCCGCGGGAAACCCCGCCCCCCACGCCCGGCGCCCCCGGCCCCUCACAACCUCUACUGGGCUGGAUCACUGGGAGAGUGGGAUCCUCCCAGGACCUCAAUAGGGCACCUGUCGGCCAGGACCUCCAGGGCCAGGCAGGCAAUGGCCUCUUUGGGACCAACGCUUGUUCCACCAAAUUCCUGACCACGGCCACCCAGACUGCAACUCGGGUCUGCAAACAUUUAUUGAGCACCUACCCUGUGCCAGGUUACUGUGCUGCUGAUACCGAAGUGAGCAAGUCAGACAAAAGCCUGCCCUUGAAGGGCUUAGGAGAGGAAGCUCAGCUGGUGGCUACACUGCAGGCAACGUCGGUGAAGGAGAGAAACCGUUUUGGGGGCAUUUUUUGAGACCAUGUGGUGGAUACCCGACAGUACUUGGACCAUGUGAGAGAGUCCACGGCAGGCACGCAGGGUAGACCCAUAAAGCUAUUCACAAACCAUUUCCGAGUGACAUCUCGCCCCCAGCAGGUCACAUAUAAGUACAACAUUGACUACAUGCCAGACAUUGAGGAUGGAAAAGUUCGUACAGAACUGCUUUUUCAGCAUAAAGCAUUAAUUGGAAAGUGUCAAUUUGAUGGAAGCUCUUUAUUAUUACCUCACAAACUACUAUCACCAAAAAUGGAAUUGGUCAGCCUGUUGAAAAAACAGGUUGUGAAGGUGACCAUUGAAUUCACCAGUGAACUCAUGCCCACCUCGCUGGACUGUUUACGCUAUUACAACAUCAUUUUUAGAAGAAUUUUGAAGAUGAUGGAAUUGGAGCAAGUUGGUCGCAACUAUUAUAACAAGCGUGAGGCCACUGAGUUCAGCGAUCAUAACCUGGUAAUCUGGCCUGGAUAUGUUACUUCUAUUCUUGAGUAUGAAACCAGCAUUACCCUCUGUGCUGAUGUGAACCAUAAACUGGUCCGAAUGCAAACGGCUUAUGAUUUAAUAUCGGCUCUUCGUGAUGGCUUCCCCGCAAAGCAAGAUCUUCAGGAGCAAGUUUCUAAACAAUUAGUCGGAUCAAUUGUUUCUACAGUAUUUAACAACAAAACCUAUAGGGUGGAUGAUAUUAAUUGGGAGGAGACUCCCAGAACUACAUUUAAAACAUCAGAUGGUGCCAAAAUCACCUUUGUAGAGUACUACAAGACGCGAUAUGAUCAAGUGGUCACUGAACUUAAUCAGCCACUCUUGAUCAGCAAAGGCAAAUGGAAAAAGAGCCAACAGGACACACCCCAUGAGCCUGUACUGCUGGUUCCUCAGCUAUGCAACCUGACAGGUCUAACAGAUGAUCUGUGCAAAAAUUACAGGGUGAUGAGAGACUUGGCUCUUCAUAUGAGGUUGGAUCCAGAAAAAAGGCAGCACGAAUUACAAAAAUUGAUGAAUGCUAUACAGACAAAUAAGGAGGUACAACAGGAACUUCAACUCUGGGAUUUGAAAUUUGAUGCCAGCUUCUUGUCCUUCUCAGGAAGAAUCUUGAAAGAAGUAAGAAUUUUUCAAGGAAGACGAGUGUUUGACUCCCACCCACAAUUUGCAGAUUGGUCAAAAGAGACAAGAAGUGGACCCUUACUCAAUGUGAAGUCACUAGAUCAUUGGCUAAUACUCUAUCCUACAGGAAACUACAGAGCAGCCUCCUCCUUUCUACAGAGUCUACGAAGGGUCACACCCACCAUGGGCAUCUCUAUGAGAGAGGCAAAAAUUGCUCCACCUACAGUUUCCUUGAUGUGGCUUCCAGUUCUUCUAGCACUGUGGUGGCGUCCUGGACUUUUGCUUUCUUUCAAGGUCGUUUGCGUGCUGUCCAGUGAAAAGAAAGACCUGUAUGAUAGCAUAAAACAAUACCUGUGUGUCAGUUGCCCAAUCCCAAGCCAGUGUGUCAUCGCACGGACCUUAGACAAACCUCAGACGCUGAUGACCAUCGCGACAAAGCUUGCCCAGCAGAUGAACUGCAAGAUGGGAGGUGCCCUCUGGAAGGUGGACACAGGAUUACAGAAUACGAUGUUCAUCGGUAUCGACUGUUUCCACAAUUUUGUACGUCGGCGGAAGUCUAUUGCAGGCUUUGUGUCCAGCGUCAAUCAAGAAUUGACACAGUGGUUCUCUCAGUGCCUCUUCCAGGAAUCGGGGCAGGAGCUUGUGAAUGGGCUGAAAGCCUGCUUGGAAGCCGCCCUGAAGCUCUGGUGUAAACAUAACCUGUUUCUGCCACAAGCUAUCAUCGUGUACCGGGAUGGAGUCGGGGACGGUCAGCUUCAAGCAUUGCUGGACCAUGAAGUACCACAGAUCGAGUCCUCCUUAAAAUCUGUGUACCCUAAAGACUCUGGGGUCAAACUAACUUUCAUCGUGGUGAAGAAACGAAUAAACACCAGAUUUUUUGUGGAGUCUGAAGGAAGACUUCGAAACCCACUUCCAGGAACAGUUACUGAUGUGGCAGUGACCAAAAGGCAAUGGUAUGAUUUCUUUAUCGUGAGUCAGUCCGUGAAAGAUGGUACUGUCACCCCCACUCAUUAUAAUGUCAUCCACGACACGGUUCGCUUCACCCCAGAUAGGAUACAGUGUCUCACCUACAGACUAUGCCACAUGUAUUAUAAUCUGCCAGGUGUCAUUCGAGUUCCUGCUCCUUGUCACUAUGCCCACAAACUGGCUUACCUUGUGGGCCAGAGUAUUCACCAAGAACCACACCAUUCCCUGGCAAGCCGUCUCUUCUACCUGUGA